CUGAGUGUUCAGGUGGGCCGAGCUUUGCUCUCCUGAGGCUGCCUCUUAUCCUAAACCAGUGUCUGUGCUGUACAAUGUUUUCUUUCCUCAUACUUUGACCGAAGCCCGUCGUCUGACGGAGACUGCCGGACAUGGCGUGCGCCGACCCGGAGGUCCACUUGUCGUCGGUUCCGCUCAUCGCGCUGAACAUGACCGUGAGGAAAAAGUUGGGACUUUAUCUGAACCCCAAACACACCGUGGCCGCGGACUGGAUGGCUGUUGCAGAGGCCAUGGGCUUCACUUACCUGGAGAUCCAGAACUACGAGGCGUCCAACAACCCCACCAAGAGGGUUCUGGAGGACUGGCAGGCCCGGAACUCUGAUGCGACGGUGGGAAAGUUGCUGUCAAUCCUCCGGGAGGUGGAGAGGGAGGACAUAGUGGAGGACCUCCGACCUCUGAUAGAUGAGGAUGUCAGGAAGUAUUAUGAGAAUCUGAAGAAGUCGUCAGAGCCUCCACUUCAGGUUCCUGAGGUCGACAGCUGUGUCCCUCGCACCCCGGAGAGGUUUGGAAUCACCGUGGACGAUGACCCCGAUGGUGCCCCUGAGUUGUUUGAUGCCUUCAUCUGCUACUGCCAGAGUGACUUUAAGUUUGUCCAUGAAAUGAUCCGGGAGCUGGAACAGACGGACUACAAGCUGAAGCUGUGUGUGUUCGACAGAGAUGUGCUGCCGGGCUCCUGCGUAUGGACCAUCACGAGCGAACUCAUUGAGAGGAGGUGCAAGAGGAUGGUGGUUGUGAUUUCUGAUGAAUACCUCGACAGUGAUGCCUGUGACUUUCAGACCAAGUUUGCCCUCAGCCUCUGUCCUGGAGCUCGAAGCAAACGCCUCAUUCCUGUCAUCUACAAACCAAUGAAAAAGCCCUUCCCCAGCAUCUUACGCUUCCUCACCGUUUGUGACUAUACCCGGCCUUGCACGCAGGCCUGGUUCUGGGUACGGCUUGCUAAAGCUCUCUCACUGCCAUAGACAUGAACCAGACAAAUGAUCGUGUUUUAAAGUGCCUUUUUUUUAAAAAUUCCAUGCAAUGGAUCAUGUCUGACAAUGGCCAAAUAUUACAGGUUUAAUUAUGCGUUAUUGCUUGUGAUCCAUAUUCUGCUGGCUUCAGAAACUACCUGUAAUUUUACUGUGUGGAAACGUUAUGUACUUUAAUGCUUCCAUUUGCAUUUCCUUUGAAAAUUACAUAGAUUUCUGUAAAUUAUCAUUAAAAAAGUCAAGCUGUACAAGACUGCCAGAUAUCAUCAUAGUUCUCACAGCACAAACGAUUACCAUGUUAACACUGGAGCUUGUGCUUGCCACUAUUUAGUAUUUAUAUGGGGGGUUUUUCUACUCAAGGCGGGAUGUUCUUUUUUUGUUGGCCACUUCCUUGUAUGAGUCGACUUCUAGAUGAGAUUGAAGCUAAAGAGGAAGAGAUGUUGUGACUGUGACACUUUCACAUGUGCAAUUUUACUAACAGCUGACACCUGCCUUUUCUCUCUUGCACUUUUUCCCACCACAAUGUCUUCAAUUUUGUAUUUUUGAUAUAAAACGGUUUCAAAAUAAAUGAAUUUUAUUCUGACUUGAACAAAUUCUCUGUAUGGGAGUCUUCAAAAUAAAUGUUUUACAAUUUA
This is a messenger RNA of Acanthochromis polyacanthus (spiny chromis), 1639 nucleotides long. It is a transcript of the gene myd88, whose product is annotated as MYD88 innate immune signal transduction adaptor. Bases 132 to 998 code for a protein of 288 amino acids. Gene Ontology annotation, cellular component: plasma membrane. The transcript has 5 exons. Gene Ontology annotation, molecular function: TIR domain binding; Toll-like receptor binding. Gene Ontology annotation, biological process: defense response to Gram-positive bacterium; innate immune response; MyD88-dependent toll-like receptor signaling pathway. The record is from RefSeq and is a predicted model, not a curated record. Lineage: Eukaryota; Metazoa; Chordata; Actinopteri; Pomacentridae.